CAACCCGUCAGUCGAGUAGUUCAUCGCGCAACCUGCGGACGUGUUUUUGCUUCCGUGCUGUGGUUCCAAGUUCUUUGAGCAGGGCAGGGCGUUGCCAAUACCCGAGUGACCGACAUUCGGCGGCCAUCGCGCGGGGUCCAUAAAAGGAGCGUGUACCCUUUCGAUUCGGACGAGGUCGUGUGUUUGGCAAAGUUGUGUUCUUAUCAAACAGAUAGCGCGAAUACCCGCGCGACCUGAUAAGGGCUGACGAGCAUAGCUAAAGGAGAAGAAGAAGCCAACCAAAAUCAAUAAAGUGCUCAGGUGAAUGAUUAAUCAGUGUAUGCAACCUGUCUGGGAAGGUUGCCAAGUUUGAGGUUUCCAGCGGAAAUUGUGCAACCUGUAAGCUAUCCGUGGCAUGGGAAAAUGGUUUAGAAAAUAAAAGUUCAUUGUGUUUUGGGCUGAAUUCAAGUUUACGCCGAGGAAAACCCCCACUUGAAGAAAAGUGAAUGGAAAAGGCUAAUCAGAGUCCGUUACACCGCUCGUUGAUGAAUAAUGCAGCACUUCCAGUAGUGAAGUCACUCACACCGUGAAAAAAAAUCAUGCUGGGAUCAUUCAAAUGAGAGCUGCCCGAAAGCCGUAAGAUUAGUCAUCGCAACCUCGAGUACUCGGAGAGCCAUUCCAGCGAACACUACAUGAAUGAGUAACAUUCAUACCUAGAAGCCAACCUCAAUAUCGUCACACGACACACACACACCUCGACUACAGCAGUGCGUCACCAUAGCUAUAGCGCGCUAAUAUGUGACUGUGAAACCGUAAACCGUGUAUUUCGUGAAACAACACACCUGUGAUACCUGUGUUCGUGCAUCUACCGUUAUCAUUAGUCAAACCCACGACGUCAUACCCAAAUAGUGAGCUAUUUCGAAACAAAUUCCACACCUGGAACGUGAGCAGUGCGACAAAAUUACAAGAGUUACUUAACGACCCCGUGUGAGUGUGUCGCGGGCGACCCGAUGUGUAGUUACACCGUUGCGGCCGCAAUCUUCGACGAGGUGUACUUUGAAUAUGGUGGUGGUGGCAGCAAGGUCCAGCCAUCACGGCCGGUGUAGAAGAUCAUGGUGCUGUGUUACUGCGCCGAUACUGCUAAUCUUCUGUACGGUCGUCCACGGGCAGUAUUACACGACGCGAGAUCCCCGGUGGUAUUCGAGGGAAGGCGACUACAACUACCAUCUGCCCAAUCCCGGUGAUCCGGACUAUAGAACAUACACGUACAACAAUCGCCGGUACGGCUAUUAUCAGCCCAGCGGAUACGGUCAGCAAUACCCUGGGCAAAACCUGCCCGGACAGUACCCACAAAACACCGGUCUGGGAGAAGAUCGCUUCAAGUAUGACCCCGCAAACCCGAACAACGUCCAGACGCCGUUCCCGGGAGUUCUGGGCGGCUGGCGGGAAGAUCUCCAGGGCAAGCAACGGCGCGACUGGCAACAGCUGGACCGGGAUGUGCACGUGACGACCAACUACGGCCAGGUCCAGGGCUUCAAGGUGCACCUGUACGACAGCCCCGACCCGAAGUCGUUCUACCGGCCGUGGCACAGUCCGGUGGACCGGAUAAUGGGCACGUGUGCGACGUUCCUGGGAAUUCCGUACGCGCUGCCGCCGACGUUCGAGGGCCGGUUUAAGCCUCCCCGGCAGCAUCGGGGCUGGCAGCUGCUGCAGGCGGUGGACUACGGUCCGGCUUGUCCCCAGCCGGUGCAGUACACGGGUGCUACCAAGGGGAUUCGCGAUAUGGACGAGGACUGCCUGUACCUGAACGUGUUCUCGCCGAAUACCCAAUCCGGCAUCGCCCAAAAAUACCCGGUAAUGAUCUACAUCCACGGGGGUGAAUUCGUUCGCGGCGCCUCCAACACUUUCCCGGGUCAGAUGCUGGCGGCAUUCUACGAGGUCGUCGUAGUCACGUUCAACUACCGGUUGGGUGCACUGGGCUUCCUGUCCACCGGCGAUGAGAACUCCCCAGGAAACUACGGCAUCCUGGAUCAGAUCAUGGCGGUUCGCUGGGUUUACGACAACAUCGAAGCGUUCAACGGUGAUCGUAACUCGAUCACACUGUUUGGACCGGGCGCUGGAGGUGCUUCCGCGGGGUUGUUGAUGGUAGCUCCACAGACGAAGGACAUUAUCACGCGGGUUAUUGCUCAGUCGGGUUCGGCUGUGGCUGAUUGGGCGUUGAUCGUGGAUAAGUACAGGGCGCAGAACACGAGUCGCGUUUUUGGCCAGAUGGUGGGCUGUUCGAUCGAGACUUCGUGGAAGUUGGUGAACUGCAUGCGACAGGGAAGGAGCUUCUAUGAGCUGGGGAAUGCUGAGUUUGCUCCGCACGUGGGGCUGUUUCCUUGGGGACCAGUGCUGGAUAUCAACUUUACGUUUCCUGGCGAUGAGUGGUACGAGGGUUGGAGAGAACGCGAUUGGCACUUUUUGAGAGAGACUCCGGAAGAGCUUAUUCGGAGAGGUCACUACAACCGGGGUUUGCACUACAUGAGUGGUGUGACGCUGCAGGAAGCUGCCUUUGUGAUAUCCCAGAAUGAGACGCUUGCUCCGUACUUUGAGGUUGAUCAGAAGUUCUUCGAGCAAAAAGUGUGGGAGCUGGUGUAUCGGUACAACUACACGAUCAACCUGAACGGAACGUACGAAGCGAUCAAGUACAUGUACACGUAUUGGCCAGAUCCGAAGAACACCACGUUCAUACGGGAGCAGUACAUCAAUCUCCUAUCGGACUUCCUGUACCGCGCCCCAGCGGACAAGAUGACAAAACUGCUGGUAGAACGCAAAGUCCCCGUGUACAAUUACGUCAUGAACACCACCAUCGAGGGCCUCAAACUGCCCGAGUGGCGCAAGGUUCCGCACGACAUCGAGCACUACCUACUCACCGGAGCACCCUUCAUGGACGUGGAGUUCUUCCCGAAAAAGGCUCGCCUCGAUCGGCUCAUGUGGACCGACAACGAUCGUAACAUGAGUCACUUCUUCAUGAAGACGUACUCGGACUUUGCCCGGUACGGUAACCCGACGCCCCAGCAGGUCCUGGGACUGCACUUCGAGAAGGCCAUCAACGGCGAGUUGCGCUAUCUCAAUCUAAACACGACGUACAACUCGUCGAUCAUGAUGAACUUCCGCCAGACGGAGAGUGCCUUCUGGACUCAGUACAUCCCGACAGUGGUCGGCGUCCUCGUCCCGACGUACCCGCCCACGACCGAGUUCUGGUGGGAGCCGACGGAACCGCUGCAGAUCGCCUUCUGGAGCAUGUCGGCGGCCUGUCUGUUUCUGAUCGUGCUGGUGGUAAUCUGCUGCAUCCUGUGGCGCAAUGCAAAGAGACAAUCUGACCGCUUCUACGACGAGGGGGUCUUCGUGGUGGAUAACCCAGAGUCUGAGCGCGGCGACGUCGGCAUCGACAACAACGUGCUGCAGGCGCAACCCCUGCGGCAAAACAUCUACGAGUACCGCGACUCCCCGUCCAAAUACGGCAAGCAUCCGCCGCCCACCGACGCCGGUUCCAUCCGGUCGCCCAGUUCGCUCGGCACGAUGCAUACCACCGGCAAGUCCAUCUCGGGCAGCCAAAGCUCGCUACGAAGCGCCAUCUCGAUGAAGGAAGUAUCGGUGAGUCCGGCGCCGCGGUCCGAAACCAACUUUGACCGGAACAUCCGGUACGCCGAGCGGGGUGUCGACACCGAAGUGCAGAAGAACGGAGGUGGGAAAUACCAGCGCUCGGACUCCAAGGGCGCACUCAACGACAAGGCACGGGAGUUUGCCACCAGCACGCCCAUCGAACCCGUGUCCCGAUCUCAACAACCGACGCCGCAGCCGACCACGGGUCGCGGUAGUCGCGCCGGAUUCGACCGAAGCAACAACGCCAGUCGAACGAACUUAAUCGAAGGAAUUCCACAAACUGAAGUUUAAGCACGUAAUAUUAGCGUAAUUUUAAAAUUGUUUUAGCUAGAAUAAUUGACCGGUAACGCCCGCCGUUACGGAAUGCCACGCGUCCCCAUCACAAACAAUCGUAUAACAGAUCAACCUUGAUAAUCGCAACAUAUCAGGUUAGGUUCUUUAGGUAAGCUCUAGGAUUAAAAAAAAGUAAACACCCGUACUAUUUAAUUUAAAUCGAAAUCUACAAUAGAUUGACCGCAGUCUUUACGUGUAACAGAUAGCACCAAGUGCCUUAAAGUUUACAAAUUUUCAUACAACUUAAACACAAACUAGCCCGUAAGCACAAUUAGAAAUAUACAAAAAAAAACGAGACUCACAAACUUUUGCAGCCAACCUGGUUUGGAGUCGAAUACGUACUGAAAGUUUAGUGUUUAGUUACAUGUUUAUUGUUUAGUAUUAUAUGUAUUACAUGUAGUUUGUACAAAAGUGCAACCUGAUUGUCCAUGUUUCAGUGUUUCCGUCCAAUUUCGUUUUUAAGUGUGUACACUGUGUCAUCCGUGUUGAAUCGUACGUGUUGUCCAGUCCAUUUUAGUUUUUUAAAACCCCUAAUUUUAUCAAACUAGCUGUAAGCAUUUUAGUUACUUCUUCACCUUUCUUGUUCUGUCGCUCCAACCGCGCGUGGAAAUAAUCAAAGCAAAGGAAAUUUAGGCCAAACUGUGCAAAUAUUACGUUUACUCUUAACUUUACCUUACUAAGUUGACUCCUGUAAAUAACUUAUCAAACAUCCUACUUCGUCUCAUUCCAUUACAAAAUUCAACAAACGCUUGCUUUCGCGCUUUCGUUAAGGUUUCACGUUAGAAACACUACUGGUAAGAGUUUAUUUUAGCAAAAAAUAAA
Messenger RNA from Culex pipiens pallens (northern house mosquito), 4782 nucleotides. It is a transcript of the gene Gli, whose product is annotated as cholinesterase. The record is from RefSeq and is a predicted model, not a curated record. Gene Ontology annotation, cellular component: tricellular tight junction; septate junction; cell surface. Lineage: Eukaryota; Metazoa; Arthropoda; Insecta; Diptera; Culicidae. The coding region runs from base 1042 to 3918 and encodes 958 amino acids. The transcript has 8 exons.